GGUGGGAGUGGGCUCCGCCAGUCCGCCAGUCGGUCGCUCGGCGAACCUCGCUCGGCUCCAGUGCGGAUGCUGGAGCAGCGACAAGAGAAGACGGAUUCAAACAACAACCACACAAAAGAAGAUUUGGCGACAACAAGCCAACGUGUGCGCUCUCCCCUGACUCGGACACGCGCGCGCAGGCGGGGGCCCCUCUUAUGGAAUUGGCCUAUUUGGCCCCCCCCCUCGCUUCCCCUUGUGUGGAUUGUGUGAAUGCUUUCUUUUUCUGCAUCGCAAUCAGCUAGACGUCGGGGACAGCCACCCAGAAGAACGUCCCUCCAAUGAAUGUGUAGCUGAGUCAUGCCUGUGAGAAGCGAAGGGUCGCGAGGGCGGCCCGGCGGACCGCCUUUGCGCUCCCUUGCGUGGCGACCGCUCAUCUGCUUACCCGUCGUCCUCGUCCUGCUCCGGUCGCCCGCCGCCCUGUCGGGGGCGCUGGAGCUGCAGCUGGAUGAGGAGCAGCCGGCGGGCACCGUCGUCGGGGACAUCAGUGCCGGCUUGCCGCCCGGCGAGUCGGCCAGCCUCUACUUCAUCUCGGACCACGAAGGCACGGGCGCGGGCAGCGACCUGAACAUCGACGAGACCACCGGGAUCAUCACCACGGCGCGCCGCCUCGACCGCGAGCGGAGAGACCGCUACAGCUUCAUCGCCGUCACCAUGACGGGCGUCACCAUCCAAGUGGCCGUCACCGUCAACGACAUCAAUGACCACGCGCCAGAGUUCCCCAAAAGCAAAGCUCAUCUCAAGAUACCCGAGCACACGGCCGUGGGCACCCGCUUUUCCCUGGACCCGGCCGGCGACGCCGACAAGGACCAGUUCGCAACGCAGGGCUACUCCAUCCGGGAGGGAAACGUGGGUCAGGUGUUCCGUUUGGAAACCAAGAGGGCGUCCGAUAAGGCGCUGAAUCUGGACCUGGUCAUCAGCGGGCCGUUGGACCGGGAGAAACGUUCGGCUUACACUCUGGUCCUGGAGGCCUUUGACGGGGGCUCGCCCAGGAGGGUUGGUUCCAUGACUCUGGAGGUGGCCGUGACGGACAUCAAUGACCACGCGCCGGUCUUCAACCAGAGCCGAUACCACGCCAUCAUUUCGGAGAGUCUUCCCCAAGGAAGCAGCAUCCUCCAGGUCUUCGCCGCAGACCAGGACGAGGGUGACAACGGCCUGGUCCUCUAUGAGAUCAACCGGCGGCAAAGUGAUCCUGAGCGCUACUUUGUCAUGGAUCUCAAGUCUGGAGUCAUCACGCUGAACAGACCGCUGGACUACGAGCUUAAGCGAGUGCACGAGCUGGUGGUCCAGGCCAGGGACAACGCCAGCCACCCGGAGGUGACCAACACUUUUGUGACCAUUCACGUGCGCGACUACAACGACAACCAGCCCACCAUGACCAUCAUUUUCCUGAGCGAGGACGGCUCCCCGAAGAUCUCGGAGGGCGCCCAGCCGGGCCAGUACGUGGCCCGCAUCUCCGUCACCGACCCGGACUACGGCGAGUACGCCAACGUCAACGUAUCGCUGGAGGGCGGCGACGGAAAGUUUGCGCUCACCACCAAGGACAGUAUCAUCUACCUGAUCUACGUGGACCAGGUACUGGACCGGGAGGAGCGCGACUCCUACGACCUGCGCGUGAUGGCCACCGACUCGGGUACGCCCCCCCUGCGGGCCGAGUCCUCGUUCACCAUCCGGGUGACGGACGUCAACGACAACCCGCCUCUGUUUGACCAGCGGGCCUACAGACAGACCAUCCCCGAGGCGGUCUACCCGGGAUCUUUUGUCCUUCAAGUCACCGCCCGGGACAAGGACCAGGGUCCCAACGGCGAAAUCCGCUACAGUCUCCUGAAGGGCAAGCACUCCCACUCGGACUGGUUCUCCGUCGACGCGGUGACGGGGAUCAUCACCACGGCCAGCGUCCUGGAUUUCGAGUCGGAGCCCUCGCCCAGCGUGACGGUGGUGGCGACGGACGGCGGGCGGCCGCCGCUGUCGUCCACGGCGCGGGUGGACGUGGUGCUGCAGGACGCCAACGACAACGCGCCCGUCUUCUCCAGGAGCUUCUACAACGCCACCAUCGAGGAAAACGCUCCGCCCGGGACCUGCUUCCUACAGGUGUCCGCCACGGACGGCGACCGCGGUUCCUUCGGCGCGGUGUCCUACGCGCUGGCCUCGGGUUCGGGCGGCGCGGCGUCCGCCCACUUUGGCGUCGACAAGGAGAGCGGGCAGCUGUGCACCAUCGCGGCGGUGGACCGCGACGAAGGCCCCGACGCCUUUGAGCUGACGGUCACCGCGACGGACGGGGGCGGCCUGAGCGCGGCGGUCGGCGUGAGGGUGUCCCUGGCUGACGUCAACGACAACCGGCCCGCCUUCUACCCCGUGCUGUACGCGGUCAGCCUGAGUGCGCACAGCGCCCCCGGAACCUCUGUGGUCAGGGUGACGGCCCGCGACCCCGACGCCGGGGAGAACGGGCGGGUGACCUACACGGCGGCGCCCGGGGGAGCUUCCGCCUUCUUCACCCUCAACAAGGACACAGGCGUGAUCUCCCUUUCGCGCUCGCUCCACGGCAAAGCCAACUCAGUCAUCGCCAUGGUGAUAUCGGCCCAGGACGGCGGCGGCCUGAGCGCUCCGGUGGACGCCAGGGUGAACGUGAGCGUGGUGGGGGGCUCCGCGUCGUCGCCCGUCUUCGAGCAGCCGCAGUACUUCUUCACCGUGUCCGAAGAUGUCCUCCGGGGCACGGCGGUGGGAGCGGUCCGCGCCGCCGCCAAAACAGCUCACGCCAAAGACAUCUCCUACUCCAUCUCCUCUGGAGAUCCCGACGGGUACUUCACCGUGGACGGCGCGACGGGAACCAUCCGCACCGCCCUCCCCUUAGACCAUGAAACCUGCCCGAGGCUGGACCUGGAGAUCCAGGCGCGCUUCGGCUCCCCGCCCGCUUUCGGGACCAGUCGAGUGCGCGUUUCCGUCUCGGACGUGAACGACAACGCGCCCGCGUUUCUCCCCUCCUCGUCGGAGUCCCUCCUCCUGCCCGAGGGGGCCAAGAUGGGGACGGUCAUCUACCGCAUUCGGGCCUCGGACAAGGACUCCGGUCAUAACGGUCAGCUGAGCUUCCACCUGCUGUCGGCCGGGGUUGCGGGCGGCAGCGGGCAGCGGACCUUCGGCGUGGAUCGCGGCAGCGGCGAGGUGCGUCUGAUCGGGGCGCUGUCCUAUGAAAGCGUCCCCCGCUAUGACCUUCAGGUGGUGGCCAAAGACGGCGGAGUGCCUCAGCAGAGCUCCACCUUCACCCUGGUGGUUCAUGUCCAGGCGCAGGAUGCGCAGGGCCCCCACUUUGACACCCUGACCUACCGCGUGGAGCUGCGAGAGAACGCGCCUCUCGACACGCGCUUCCUCCAGGUUCGAGCGCUCAACAGAGAGGCCUCGGCCAACGGCGGAAGCGCCUCCUCGUCUUCUGGCAUCUCCUACCGCCUGCGGCCCGACGGCGACGCGGCCGGCUUUGGCAUCGUGCCGGAUAGCGGUUGGCUCUUUGUGCGAAGCUCCCUGGACCGCGAGGUCAAGGACGUGUACCUGUUGACGGUCGUGGCCACCGCCACCCGGGGCGGGACCGGCAGGACGGGAAGCGCCACGGUCAGGGUGACGGUGACGGAUGAAAACGACAACUCCCCCAAGCUGAGCCGGGACAGGGCGUUCCUGGCAGUGCGGGAGAACCUGCUGGCGGGGACGGGCUUCGGCAGGGUGUCCGCGACGGACCGAGAUGCGGGACCGAACGCCCGGCUUGCCUACAGGCUGCUGCACCCUGACAGACACUUUCAGAUCAACUCCCAGACAGGGGAAAUUAGCACUCGCCGGGCCCUGGACCGAGAGCAGCACUCCAGCUUCCGCUUGGUGGUGGUCGUGCAGGAUGGCGGCACGCCCCCCCGCAGCGCCACCGGCACCGCUCACGUCAGCGUGCUGGACGAAAACGACCACGCGCCCAGUUUCGCCCGCGCCCGUCCUGACGCGGAGCUCAUCUUUCAGGUGAACGAGGGGCUGCCCUCUGGCAGCGUCGUAGGCACGAUGUCCGCCAAGGACCCAGAUGAAGGCGAAAACGGCACCAUCCGCUACUCUUUAGCAGGCUCCAGAGUCGAGCGCUUCUCCCUGAACGCCGCCACUGGGGAGCUCCGAACCGCUGCCCCGUUGAGGUGGGCGGAACGUGCCGAGUACACCCUGACUGUCACCGCCGCUGACCACGGGACACCGAGCCUCAGCGCCACCUGCCAGCUGCGGAUACAAGUCCUGAGCUCCGCCACGUCGACCCCGAAGCCCAACGUGCUGUCCGUGGCGAUCCAAGUGGUCGAAGGAACCCCUCCGGGCUCAGUCGUGGGCUCGGUGAACCAACGGCAUGAAGCCGCCGUCCCGGACGGCCGCGUCACCUUCCUGGUGGUGGGCGGGACGGACGGGGACGGGACCUUCAUGGUGGACCGCUUGAAGGGUGACGUGUACCUGGUGCACGAACUCGACUACGAGAAGGGUUCCGAGUACACGCUGCGCGUGGAGGUCUCCGACUUCUCCCGGGCCUUUCCCGGCAGCCAUCUGGUGGAACUGCGCAUUGAGGUGCAGGACAGCAAUGACCAUCGGCCGCGGUUCACGGAAGAUCCCGUGACCAUCGUCGUCCCGGAGAACCUCCAGCCGGGAGCUUCCAUUUACACCUUCCGGGCCGUGGAUGAGGAUGGCAGCCGUCCCAACAGCGAGCUGCGUUACUCCAUGGAGCUCCUGUGGCCGAACAAGGCCGACCCGCUUCAACUGGACCCCGUGAGCGGCGUCCUCACCUUGGGGGAGACGCUGGACCGCGAGACCACUCAGUCUCUCCACAUGGUGGUCCGGGCCACCGACCAAGCGGUGGACCCGGCGCAGAGGCGAUGCGCUUCGGUCACGGCGCAAGUGUUUAUCGCCGACCGGAACGACAACGCUCCCGUCUUCAGCUCGCCGGCGGCCAUCAGCGUGAUGGAGGAUCAGCCCGUCGGCUUUGUGAUCGUGCACGUGAUGGCUCGGGACGCGGACGAAGGGGAGAACGGCCGAGUGUCGUACAGAAUCCAGACGGGAAACGCUGCCGGUCGCUUUAGUCUGAACCCAAACACCGGCUCUCUAUCCAUCUUGAAGGCUCUGGACCGAGAGGAGCAGGAGGUCUUCAAUUUGACGGUGGUGGCGGAGGACGGCGGGACGCCUCCGCUGUCCACCUCCCAGGAUCUCCGCGUACAAGUGAUGGACGUCAACGACGAGGCGCCGGUGUUCCAGAAGGCGGAGUUUGAGGCCCAGGUUCUGGAGAACCGAGGGCCCGGCACCACGGUGCUGACGGUGGUGGCCACCGACAGAGAUCAAGGGUCCAAUGGGCACGUCACGUUCGGCGGGGUGACGGAGGAAGGCUUCGUCAUCAACCCGUCAACCGGCGUCAUCACCACCACCAAGGAACUGGACAAGGAGCUUCGGGAUCACUACGUUCUCACCGUGUACGCCCAGGACGGAGGUCUGCCUCCCAACUUUGCCAAGGCAACGGUGCGGGUGGAGGUCGGGGACGUGAACGACAACGCUCCGGUCUUUGCCCAACCAUGGUACGGCCUGGAAGCGCCCGAGAACCAGGACCCCGUGGAGCUGUGCCUCCUCAAGGCCGGCGACCCGGACUCGGGUGCCGGCGGCGAGCUGGAGUACAGGAUUACCGCCGGAGACCCGGACGGGGAUUUCCAGCUCCACGCCAGCACGGGAGCCCUGUCCACCCGCCGGGGCCUGGACAGGGAGACCAAGGCCGAGUACACCCUGGAGGUGACGGCCACGGACAGAGGGAGCCCGCCUCUCAGCACCGUGGUCACGGUGGAGGUCCGAGUGCUGGACGUCAACGACAACGCCCCCGAUUUUGGCAGGAGUGCCUACAGCGCCGACGUUUCGGAGGACGCCGUCGAGGGAUCGCAAGUCCUGACGGUGUCUGCGACGGACGCCGACGACGACGUGAACGGGAAACUUCUGUACUUCCUGAGCCCCGAGGCCCGCUGCGCGUUUGCGGUGGACGAGCACACGGGCCGCAUCACCACGUCGGCCCCUCUGGACCGCGAGAGGCAAGCGUCGUACAGCUUCCGGGUUUUUGCCACCGACCUUUCCCCGGCGUCGCCCAUGAACUCCUCCGCUCAGGUGACCAUCACCGUCGUGGACAUCAACGACAACACGCCCGUCUUCAUCCAGGACCCGCUGGUCAUCGAGGUAUCAAGCAGGAGGUCCCAGAGGGUUCUGGCCACCAUGAAGGCCGAGGACAAGGACUUCGGGGCCAACGGCUCCGUGUUUUAUCGCUUCGCCGCCCCCGUGAAGGGCUUCGGCAUCAACUCGCUGACCGGAGAGAUCCGGGCCACGCAGCCUCUGGAGACCCUUUCCCAGGCCCAGAGGACCCUCAUCGUGGAGGCCAUGGACCAGGGCGCCCCGGCCCAGUCCGCACAAGGGGUGGUGGUGAUCUACGUCAAGGAGGUGGAGUACGACGGCAUUCGCUUCUCGAGAAGCGCCAGAGACGUCAGCGUACCGGAGAACGCGGCCAAAGGUACGGCCGUGGCCCAGGCUCAGGCCCAGUAUCCAGAUGGAAAUCGCAAGGGGAUCAGCUACAGCAUCUUCAGCGGAAACAGACAGCAGGCCUUCAGAAUCAGCUCGUCCACAGGUGAAAUCUGGGUGCAAAGCUCCAAGGGUCUGGACUUCGAGGACGCUCCCAGGCUACGUCUGGUGGUGAAAGCUGAGACCGUGUCGUCCGCCUCCUUCACCGGCAUCAACUUGAUGCUGCAGGACGUCAACGACAACCUGCCUCGCUUCCAGCUGCAAAACUACGUCGCUUACAUGAGGGAGGCCCGGGGAUAUGAAACGCCCAUCAUCCAGGUCGUGGCCGAGGACGUGGACCAGGGCCAGAACGGUCAGGUGACCUACUCCAUUCAGUCAUCGGCCAUGAGUGGAUUGUUCAAGAUCGAUCCGAUGACGGGGAGCGUUAGCACCACGGCCAUCAUGGACCGCGAGAUCUUCACCCAGACCAAGCUGGUGAUAACGGCAACCGAUAGAGGAAGCCCGAGACUGGCGGGCUCGGCGACGCUGACCGUGAUCAUCGUGGACCAGAACGACAACAGUCCCACUAUUCCCUUGCCGCAAGAAAUCCGCAUCUCCGAGAACACGCUCAUAGGUACCGAGAUCACCCUGGUGACGGGGAACGACGUCGACUCCGGUCCCGCUCUGGCCUACUCGUUGCACUUGGACCCGAGUGCCGCGGGCAAGUUCGGGAUCCAUCGCUACACCGGAGGCGUUUCGCUGACCGCCCCGCUGGACUUUGAGGAGAAGACGUGGUACACGGUCACCGUCAGAGCCACCGACGGCCAGCACCACGCGGAGGCCAACGUCACCGUCCUGGUAGAGGACGUCAACGACAACGUACCGGCCUUCACCCAGGACCUCUACCAGGUGACCCUCGCCGAGCACACGCCAGCUGGCGGCGUGGUCGUCACGGUAACAGCGACUGACAGGGACGCCGGAGAGAACGGAAGGAUCACCUACAGCGUGAUGUCGUCCACUCAGGAGGGCUUCCGCAUCGAUCCCAGCAACGGUUCUUUGUUCAUCAGCCACCGAGCCGAGUUCGACCCCGAACGCCCUUGCGUCAAUGUCGUCGUGGAGGCUCGCGACGGGGGCUCGCCAGCACAUUCUGCCCUCGCCACGGUGCAGGUUCAAAUCGUUGACGUCAACGACAAUGCCCCCGUCUUCCACCAAUCAGAGUACAGGGCGGUGCUUCCAGAGGACGCCAUCCCCGGAGUGACAGUUUUGACAUUCGAGGCCUUUGACAGCGACCUCUCCCGGGAAAACUGCGGCUUCGACUUUGCUCUGGCCAGCGGCAAUGAGGGCAACGCCUUCCAGAUGGAGAGCAGCGUGCGCUUCCUGGAGGGCCGCGGAUUCCAAACCGUGGGAACGCUGCUCUUGGCCGAGGGUCUGGAUUUCGAAGCCAAAGCGCUGUACAACCUCACCGUGGUGGCGUCGGACCGCGGCGUGCCCCAGAGGAGCUCCAGCGUCGCCGCCGUGAUUACGAUCGGUGACGUGAACGACAAUCAGCCCGUUUUCAGCAGGGCGGAAUACGCGGUGGCCUUGAGCGAAGGGGGCGCUGUUACUGGGACAGAGAUCAUCAGACUGACCGCGACAGAUCCAGACUCAACGCCCAAUGCGGAGAUCCAGUAUGCUAUAAGCUCCGGGAACGAGGUUAAUCUUUUCACCGUGGACCAGUGGACCGGAGCCUUGCGACUUCAGCAGGCAUUGGAUCGCGAGCACCGGUCCACGCACACGGUCAUCGUCCGGGCCACGGACGGUCAGGGGCAUUUCGCUCUGGUUCCCGUGGUCGUCGAGGUCAACGACGCGAACGACAAUCAUCCGUUCUUCCCGGUGGACGUCCUGACGGCAAGCAUCAGAGAGAACCGGCCGGCCAAUUCGGCCGUGACGGUUCUCCACGCGAUCGACCGCGACGCGGGAGUCUUCGGCCAGCUGAGGUACUUCAUGGCGGAGCGCUCGCCCGCAGGGAAGGACUUUACCGUGGAUUCUGCCACCGGAGAGAUCAGGAGCAGGAACCCCUUUGACUUUGAGAAAAUCAAUUCGUUCGACUUUGUCGCACUGGCAGUCGAUGCAGGAAACCACUCCGCCACCGUGACGGUGCAGGUGUUUGUCACGGGCGAGGACGAGUACGACCCGCUUUUCACCUCCUCCCAUUUCUCCUUUGAGGUCCCGGAGGAUGCCCGGAAAGGUCAGAGCAUAGGCCGAGUCCAGGCCCGCGACGAGGACGGGGGCGUGGACGGCAUCGUCCUCUACUCGUUCCCGACGAGCUCUCCGUACUUUGAAAUCAACCGAACCACCGGGGUGAUUUUCCUCAAGCUGGACAGCUCGGGGAGCGGUCGCAGCAGCGACAGCGGAUCGGGUCGAGCUAAAAGAGAAACUCGGCUGAUGACUCUGGACGUGAGAGCUCACGGUCCUCUGGACGCAUCUCGCCACGCCGCGGCGCACGUCUCCAUCGACGUCACAAACACGGGCUUCGGCCUGGCCGCCGACGUUAACGUCUUGCUGAUUAUCAUCAUCGCCGUGUCGCUCGGCGUGACUGUUCUGCUUGUGAUCAUGGCGGCGGUGGUGUUUCUGGUCAAGUCGCGCAGGAGGAAGAAAGCCCAGAAUGCGGCAAACAGAAACGUGGCCUCGGGAACCGCCCUGAAGAAUUUAGACAAUUGCGGCUCGGGGCAAGGAGGGGAAGGAAUCUACCACCAGGCCUUGCCGGGCUACGUCGGAGACCAGGUGGGUGGCGGCGGGGGUCCGUAUACCAGAGGAGGGUCUCUAGAUCCAUCCCACUCCAGCGGGCGAGGAUCCGCAGAGGCAGCGGAGGACGACGAAAUUCGGAUGAUCAACGAGUACCCCCGCGUGGCCUCCAUCAGCUCAUCCAUGCAGGAGCACAUCUCGGCCAGGGGGCCGGACUCCGGGAUUCAGCGGGACGCCGACCAGCUCUCGGACGUCUCCUGCGAGCCGGCGGCUUUGGAGGGGAGCGCUUGGCUCAAGGGCAAAAAACUGGGCGGCAGUCUGAGCGGAACUUUGCUCUCUGGCCAGCUCCCGGUCUACAGGGACGAGGGAGGCGGCUACCUGGGAGCGGGCCGGGGACUCAAUAUUUCCCUCCCCAAGGAUUACGCCUUCCCCGAGGACGGUAAACCGUCCGUGGACGGUUCUCUCACGGCGAUCGUGGCCAGCGACGAGGAACUCCGCGGAAGCUACAACUGGGACUACCUGCUCAACUGGUGCCCUCAGUUCCAGCCGCUGGCCAACGUCUUCACAGAAAUCGCGAGACUGAAAGACGAGACGGCCCAGCAGACCCCCAACCCCCGCCAGCCUUUCCAGCCCAAGCCCAAAACGGACCCCAAACCCCGAAUCGACCCCCCGCCGCUCAUCACGUCGGUCGCCCACCCGGGGGCCAUGUCAGUGCCGCCCAAAGUCCCCGUGCUCGGACGGACGUUCCCCCACUUGGUGUCCCUGCGCCGCUCCCCCAUCAGCCACGAGGGUUCCAUUUCGUCGGCGGCCAUGUCGCCCAGCUUUUCGCCAUCACUUUCCCCGCUGGCGACGCGCUCACCCGCCGUCUCCCCUUUCGGCGUCAACCAGGCACCCUCGGCAUCCAUGAUCAGCACCCGCGAGCCCUCGUUGGACCGGAGUCCUGAUCACGAGAUGAGACUAUGAGGCUCACGGAAAAAACGAUCACAUUCUUUUGCGUUUUUUUACACCACUUCCGUGAUCUGACACUCAGCGUGCUGACAGGGCCGCCUCCUGUGGUGUUCACGGCAGGGGGUUCUUCGACUUUUUGGGCCUAGGGACCCCUUACACGGAAGAAAUCUUUCCAGACACUCCGGUCAUGGCAAUUGAAUAUCGAUAGCAUUUGUACCCAGAAAUGCCAUCGGGGUUGGUUUUAUUGGUGCGCCGGUCCCCAAAUCGAGGUAUGCACUUUUUUUAAACAGACUAAUUUAUUGUCCCCGCACCCCAGUUUGAGAACCGCUGGUCGACAGGACCACCCGCUAGAGUUUUGGUGGUGCCUUGCGGCGUUGUGGUUGGUUUCCACGUUCCCUCGCUGGCUGGCCAGAGAGCACCUUGUUUCCGUCCUUUUUGCGUUUCAGCGAUAAAAUCAUCGGGGGGGGGGGGGAAAAAAACAGCUCCAACGGAUUGUUUUGAUGUGCCAGUGUGGGACAGAUAUUUUUUUCCACAUCAACUAUUGAUUUGAGAUUGUGUUUGUGCAUUUGUGUGUUAGGAUGUCUGAAGACUAGGCGAUGUGCAUCUGUGAUUGUUAGCCGGGUAGCACCUCUAGUUGGGGCAGAUUUGCGAAUACGUUAUUUAUACGAACAAAGAGAUGGGCGGGUUUUCUACUUUGUUGUUUAUUCUUGUCAAAUUGCAUAUCAAACCGGUUUCCGGCGGGAUCACCUCUGUGUCUUGACAACGAAAAGUGCUUUCCGCAUUGAUGAUGAUGAUGAUGAUGAUGAUGAUGGUGGCGUUCAUCUCAGCACAAAGGGGAAAUAUGCAAAUUUCACCGCACAUCGCCCAACACCGCAACCUGGCUUAGGGCUUCGGGCCGAGGGUUCGUUGGAACUUGAACACAAACUCAUCAAGCGGUGCAUCUCAUUUGCAAACUACGAUCAUGUGUUUUCUCCAGCCUCCGAAAACAAAGAGCUCGCUCGACCGUACUGUACUUGUAUUUAAAGCAAAUAAAGCUCCAAAAUCAACCCCGCACUGAACCAUUUGGACACAAAGUGGAGUCUGCUCUUUUUCCUCUUUGAUGAAAUUGAAGAACAGCGAUAGCAUUUUUCUGGGAAUGAUGGAGAGUUGAGCUUAUGUCCGGGAUUUCCUCGAUUUUGGCGGCGGGGACGUUUGGCAUGAGCUCAUAGUGAGUGUCUGCGUACCUCCAAAAUGCUAAACACAUGAAAGCGAUUAAUACAGACACGGCGUUGGUGUACUUGAAAUCAAGUGUCCAGUAACAUUUUCAUUCCUCCCCCGUCCCAGCCUCCCACCUGAAAAACCCUUGCACAGCCUGAAGGGGGGUCUGGACCACCGCUCAUCUUUUCAUAUUAAAUUUUAAUGAUCUUUUAUUAAAGUGCUUCACGGGAGAUGCCCUUGACCGUCUGCAGUUUUUUUUUUUUUUUUUGGCUUUGUUUUGUUACCAAAACACAAUCAAAAAUUGGUCACGUCAGUCGCGCGACCUCGAGUAGCAAGUGCUUUGUGGCUGCCAUGGCCACUGCUCAUCACCUACUGGUAUUUGUAAACCGCGCUUAACAACUGUGGCGAUCUUUUAGCAUCCUUUCAAAUGUAACGUGCUCUUUUCAUUCAUGAGUCAUUAGCGUAGCUUCUUUCCCGCUUCUGUGAGUGACGCGGGAAAAAAACGCAUUUCCCUAUUUGCAUUCUUGUCCGUUCUUACGUCCUUGUGGGCGUCAUCCACAAAUGCACACAAAGUCGUUCUCGUCUGUGAGCUUAAAUUCAAGGACGCAUCGGUUGGUGACUUGUGAAGACCUGGCUGGGAAAAUAUCCCAAGGUGCAUUUCGUACCGUGACACAAAAACGUCACCGGAGAAGAUAACGUCCAAUGUCAAAUUCCGAUUCGGAAGAGACUGGCGUAGGAGACGGGCUUUCCCCGUUUUCUUAGCCCGUAGCAUCGUUAGCACUAACAUUAGUACUAACAUCGAUUUUUAACGGCACUUUUUUUUUUUUUUUU
Hippocampus comes (tiger tail seahorse) is the source of this 12252-nucleotide messenger RNA. It is a transcript of the gene dchs1b, whose product is annotated as dachsous cadherin-related 1b. Gene Ontology annotation, biological process: homophilic cell-cell adhesion; cell-cell junction assembly; cell-cell adhesion mediated by cadherin. NCBI's taxonomy places the organism in Eukaryota, Metazoa, Chordata, Actinopteri, Syngnathiformes, Syngnathidae. Gene Ontology annotation, molecular function: cadherin binding; calcium ion binding; beta-catenin binding. The transcript is spliced from 29 exons. The record is from RefSeq and is a predicted model, not a curated record. The coding region runs from base 337 to 10239 and encodes 3300 amino acids. Gene Ontology annotation, cellular component: plasma membrane; adherens junction; catenin complex.